Messenger RNA from Eublepharis macularius, 966 nucleotides. Its product is annotated as protein eyes shut homolog. The record is from RefSeq and is a predicted model, not a curated record. Lineage: Eukaryota; Metazoa; Chordata; Lepidosauria; Squamata; Eublepharidae. The transcript has 2 exons. The coding region runs from base 1 to 966 and encodes 321 amino acids.
AUGUCAGAAUGGAAAACUCAGCCAAUAGUUCAUGUAGUGAAGUGGUCCCUGACCCAAACCAUCUGUUCCAAUUUCCACUCAGACUGCUGGAAUAUUGAUGCAGAUCUCAAAAGGAACACCACAGAAAUGAUAGUCCCAUCAAAUCUUCAGCUUUGUCCUCUGCAACUGCAGCUGGGAGAUUCUCUUUUUCUGUCUUCUGAGCCAUCUUUUCAGUCAUAUGGAAUGAACCUGGCAAAUGUUUCCUUGGAAGAAUUUAUGAGGUGUCCUCAAGAAGAUGUUCCUCAGAAAGAGCUAAUUUUUGGUUGCAGGUUAAGAGGAAUGCAUCAAAUUGACCCAAAGUGGCUUGAGACUGGAACACGUUACUUUGUAGAAGCUCCAGCUAGAGGUCCACCUUUAUGCAAUUUAGGGCUUAGACUGAAUAUAACAGUAAAACAGCAUUUUUGCCAGCAGUCCCCAAGUGCACCUUUUUGUUCUGGACAUGGAAAAUGUCUAAGUCAUAUCUGGGAUAAAGCAUAUCAUUGUAUCUGUAACCAGCCCUACUCAGGACAAUUCUGCCAAGAAUCUGAUGUAUGCUUCAGUAAGCCAUGUUACAACAAUGCUUCCUGUGUUAGCAGAGGGAAACAAAGAGAUCGUACAGGAGAUUCCUAUGAGUGCAUAUGCCCUCCAUUGUUUGCUGGCAAAAACUGUUCAGAAAUCAUUGGACAAUGCCAGCCACAGAGUUGCCACCAUGGCAACUGCAGCAAUGUUACUCCAAAUACUCACCAAUGCCAAUGUGAUAAAGAUUUUUCAGGUAAGGAAUGCAUUUACUGUAAUACAAAAAUGUUCUGGGUUGCAGUGGCUCUGCAUGGAGGUUUUACAGUUACAUCCUGCACCAGUAUAAGAGAAGCUUUUACAUGGUGGUUUAUCUUCUGCUUUUUGUCACAGAAGCUUCACCUUAAUCACAUCAGACCAUUGUACACUUUGUAG